This is a messenger RNA of Chenopodium quinoa (quinoa), 2042 nucleotides long. RefSeq names its product origin of replication complex subunit 4-like. The record is from RefSeq and is a predicted model, not a curated record. Gene Ontology annotation, molecular function: ATP binding; ATP hydrolysis activity; DNA replication origin binding. NCBI's taxonomy places the organism in Eukaryota, Viridiplantae, Streptophyta, Magnoliopsida, Caryophyllales, Amaranthaceae. Bases 455 to 1720 code for a protein of 421 amino acids. Gene Ontology annotation, cellular component: nuclear origin of replication recognition complex; nucleus. Gene Ontology annotation, biological process: DNA replication initiation; DNA replication. The transcript is spliced from 16 exons.
GAAAAUAUAGAAAAUGGGUGAGGAGAGAGAAAGUGAAAUGAUAAUGGUUUUUUUUUCUUAUGUAUAUAUGGGGUGGGGGAAAUAGUACGGAUAUUACUAUGUAGUUACUGUAAAAGUGAGUAUUUGGGGAAGGGGUGUUAAACGAUGAGUUUAGGGAGGGGUGUAGGCUAAGAUGCCUAGACUAGAGUCUAUCCAUAUAUAACCCGCCCUAUUUUCGGGCCGGAUCAGGUCGGGCUAGCGGGCCGGGCUAAUGUGAUCACCUUUUGCAUUGAAACCAGUGAAAGGCACCCUACUUUUUCCAUUGACGUGACUUCUGAAAUCUCUGUCCUCCAUUGAAGCACCUGUUUUUUUUCAUUUUGUAUUAAUCGAAUAUCAAUUUCACAAUUUAGGGUUUAUUUUUAGGGUUUUCCAUUGUGAAUUUUCCCGCCGUUGUUGAAACUUGAACAUUUCAGAAAUGGAGAAGAAUCCCGCAGAAGAAGCUCUAAUUCUACUCAGAAGCAGACUAUGUGACCCUCAUGCAUUUUUCUCUCUCCUCCCUUCUUCUUCAGAUACCAACUUUAGUAAAUUGAAGUUUUUGAUAUCUAGUUCAAUCACGGAAGCAUGUAAUAAUUCGGUGUUGCUUCUUGGUCCCCGUGGUUGUGGCAAAACUGCGGUUUUGGAGUUAGUCCUUAGAGAUUUAUUGGUGGAAUAUCCUGAUAUGAUAUCUGUGAUAAAAUUAAACGGGCUUUUGCAUAGUGAUGAUAAUUGUGCCCUCAAGGAAAUCGCCCGACAAUUAUGUGUGGAGCAUCAGUUGUCGUUCUCGAAAAUGGCUUCUUUUGAUGACAAUACUCAAUUUGUGAUUAGUAUGUUGCGAGAGUGUGGGUUGGCACAUAAGACAAUUGUUAUUGUUCUGGACGAAUUUGAUAUAUUUGCUCAGGGUAAACAACGGUUACUCUAUAGCUUGUUAGAUGCAAUGCAAUCUGUGACGUCACAAGCUGUUGUGAUUGGCAUUAGCUGUAGAUUGGAUGCUGACCAACUUUUAGAGAAAAGAGUUAGAUCCCGUUUAUCACAGAGAAAACUUUUGUUUUGUCCUCCCUCAAAAGAUGAGUUAGAAAGGUUGCUGGAGUUUCUAUUAUCCUUGCCGGUAAAUUCGAGCCUUCCUCAGAGUUACGUAGUUGAAUUCAACAAAGAGCUUCGUAAGAUAUUGGCUGACAAGAAAUUCAAAGACACUAUGAACACAUUGUUGAGUUCAGAUUCAACAGUUGACCAGAUUAUGAGAUUCUUGUUUUUAUCUGUUUCCACCAUGGACAUGAAGACGGGCAUCCUUUCAAUUGAGAACUUCAAGAGGGCUGUUGUGAGAUUAAAUAGACAGCCAAAGUUGGAGUAUCUAAAAGAUUGCUCUGUCUUAGAACUUUAUAUACUGGUCUGUAUGAAAAGGCUAGAAGUUAAAGAGCAGAACUCAUAUAACUUCAACUCUGUCAUGAAAGAAUACAAAGCUAUACAUGAUUCAUUCCAGACUCCUGACUAUUAUGCACGGAAUGUUUGCUUAAGGGCUUUGGAGCAUCUUAUCCAAUGUGAAUUAGUUUGCUUCAUGGACAAUAAGGGGUACAACCAAUCCAAUGAAUUUCGUCCAGUGAAGUUACUAAUCUCACCAUAUGAGCUCCAAUUGGGUUUGAAGGAAAAUCAAAGUUGCCCAAGCAUUCUUCAAAAAUUGAUGGAUCAGACAGGGCAAAAAAGUUAAAAGGACCAAAUAAAUGUUGAAGUAGCUUGAGAAGAUCUGCUGCAAACUUCUUGGUUCAAGUAUGAGUUAAUUAACCUUUUUAACCUCAUUAGAAAUUUGAUUAAUCCUUUUUGUGAAGAUAUGGGGAACAAUCAAAUAUUGUAGCAGCAAAUCUCUAAAGCAUCCAUAGUGAUGGUACAACCAUUUGUAGCAUUCACACGAUACUUCUCAGGUUUUUGCUGUGCAUUGUAUAAAACCUUUUUGUAUAAACUUAUCUUGCUCUGUUUUUUCAAUAUUCAAAUUUUUUGCAGUCUAUUGAUAUGUGUGUGUUAUUGUGCUACUA